Insectozyma verbasci is the source of this 1665-nucleotide messenger RNA. The record is from the annotation of a GenBank genome assembly. NCBI's taxonomy places the organism in Eukaryota, Fungi, Ascomycota, Pichiomycetes, Serinales, Debaryomycetaceae.
AUGAAUGAGAAAAGAACCCCUACUAAAUUAGGUGUACAUCCACAUGGUUUAACUGCUAAACAUGAAGCAAGAGGUGAAAAAAGAAGAAGAUCAUUAAUGACAACCACUCCUUUAAUAAAUAAUAAAGAUGAUGGUUUAGUUUCACGUACUUCUCCAAGAAGAUCAAAUAUAGUAAAUUUAGAAAGUAUAAGGAAAUCAAAAUUAAAAAUUGAUAAACAAUAUAAAUUGGCAUUUGAUGAUCGUAUUAAUAAAACUCCAAAUUUACAAUUAGAUCAGAGUAGUCCAAUAAGUAUGGAAACUAUGAGUUCACCAAUUAAAAAAAGAACUAAAAUUGAAAUAGAAGAUGAUUAUGAAUGCGAAGAACCAAGGAAACCGAUGAAAUUAGAUUUCGAAGAAACAAAUGCCCUGGCUCAGGGUCAAAAAGAGGUUGAAGAGUAUGUGGAAGACAACAUGUCUAAUUCUGACGAUAAUUUUGAUUAUAAUGAAGAGUAUAAGAAGGUUAAUAAAUCGAAUCCUAUACAAAUUGAAUCAGAGGACGAUGUGGAAUUACAAGAUCAAAUUCAACAACCUACUCCAUCACGUAGCAAAGCUGAAUUAAUUACAUCGUCACCACAUUUUGAUCAAAGAGAACAUACUUCAACCAUACAUUCAAACUUACAAUCACCGAGUUUGAGAACUGAUCACUCACUUAAUUAUUUAUAUGAUUUCAAAAAUGACUUACAAGAGAGAUUAGACAACGUAAUUACAACAUUACAGCAUCAACUUCACGAUUACAAAACUACUGAGUCUGCACUUAGAGAUCAGUUAAGAGCAAAAGAUCGAGAGCUUUCAAAUUCAAAUAGCAAGUUGAAAAAGAAAAUUGUAGACUUGGAAGAAUACAUACAAGUGUUGAACAGUGAUAUACAGUUAGUCAAUGAUGAUAAUCAUUUACUCAAUGAUAAAACGACCUCAUUAAGGAAUGAAAAAAUUGAAUUAACUUUGAAAAUAGAUGAAAUUAUAAAAGAAACAGAAGAAUUUAAAAAUGAUAAAAAGAAAUUAAUGGAAGAAAAAGAUGAAUUACAAUUCAAGCUUGAAGAUUUAAAAACUUCCACUGUUUCAAUAAGCUCCUAUAACUCCCUCCGUGAUGAAUAUAAUACAUUAACAUCAGAAGUAGAUACAAUUAAUCAAGAAUUAGAUGAUAUAAAAUCAAAUUCAAUUCCGUUACAAGAAUAUCAAAAAUUAGAAUCUGAUUUAGCUGAUAAACAAGCAGAAUUGGAAAAAUUUCAACAGAAAAUAUAUGAAUCUAUAUCUUUGGAAGAAUAUGAACAUGUGAAAUCAGAAGUUGAAUCAUUGGAAUCUAGAUUGAAAGCUAAAGAAGAGGAUAUUUCAAAUUAUAGAUCUAAAAUGGAUGAGAUGUUGAAUGUGAUUGAAGUAUUAAAGUCUAAUAAUGAUAAAAUUACAAAAGAGAAAAGUGCAUUACUGAAACAACAAGAUUUAGAAGUUACUAAUCUUGCUAAAUAUUUACAUAAAGAAUAUGCUGAAAAACAUGCAAAGAAAUUAGGUGAAGUUAAACAUUAUUAUGAACUGGAAAAGAAUGAUUAUUUAAGAAAAAUAAAGAAUUAUGAACGUGAAAUUGCCUUGUUGAAAAAUAGUAUAUCUCAUGAAAAUAGUAGUUUUCAAAAAUAA